Molecule: messenger RNA, 2197 nt
Organism: Drosophila ananassae
Lineage: Eukaryota; Metazoa; Arthropoda; Insecta; Diptera; Drosophilidae
Product: delta-sarcoglycan
Exons: 6
Coding region: 487-1704 (405 amino acids)
Biological process (GO): cardiac muscle tissue development; heart contraction
Cellular component (GO): sarcoglycan complex; sarcolemma
Source: RefSeq, a predicted model, not a curated record
GGCAAAGUCAAAUCCGUGGGCGCCGUCAGUUGUUGUGCCAGCGUGUACGAGUGCGGACUGUGCACGCUCCCCCACACAUCCGAGAGAUACAAUUCAGAGAUAUUUUUAAUUACAAUUCUCAACACGAAGACACUUUUGAACAUUUUUCAAAAACAAAACGUUUUCCAAUUCUCUCGCGCUCUGGCUGUAAUUUUUUGUUCGAUUUUUUUUUAGUUGGUUAGUUUUUGGUGUGUCAUCGAUCAAGAUCGUCUCUUUGAAAUCGCAUUUAAACUCAGAGUCGCGAAGGUCUUGGCAUCGCGAUCGUUUAGUGUCGUAAUCUUCGCCGUGUUGGACAAAAUAAUAUCUUUUCUCGAAAUUCUGAGUGACAAGCCACUUUCGAGCGACAGUUUUUUGAUUUUUUGGCAAACAUUUAUGACGAAGUGGAUGUGAACAUAUCGAGUCCAGACAAUCAUGAACAUCGCAAAGGCGGAAAGUUGCUAAGUUGCAAUGUUGGCUGGUGGCAGUGGCGGCGAAGGCACCAACUUUGGCAGCAACACCAUCUCGGCCCGGCAGGGAACCUCAAAGCGACCCCCCAAGGCCGCCAAAAGCGGUAUGACGGCCGGCACCAGCACCAGCACCAGCACCCGGACCUGUCCAGGUGGCAGCAACAAGGGAGGCGGCAACAACACGACUGCAAGUGGCACCAGCACUGGAGCCAUGACAACCGUGACAGCGGCAACGACAACCGGUAAGGCGACCGUCAGCCAUGGUCACGGUCGCCACAGGAGUGGACGAAGUGGUACAGCAACCGGAACAGGAACAGGAACCGGUACUGGUGCCGGAACCAAUAAUGGCUCUGGAUCGGCACGUUGCAAUGUUGAUGGAUUCGUCGGUGGCAUCGAAACAUAUCUGGGGUUAAUUGGUUGGCGAAAGAAGUGCCUGUACACGCUGCUGUUGCUCCUAAUGCUCCUGAUUAUCACGAAUCUGGUGCUCACCCUCUGGAUACUCAAAGUGAUGGAGUUCUCAACGGAGGGCAUGGGUCAGCUCAAAAUCGUGCCCGGUGGCAUUCAGUUGUCGGGACAAGCGAUAAUUAUGGACAUGCUGCGCGCCUCCACGAUCCGUUCGCGUCACGGCCAGCCCCUUUCCAUAGAAUCAUCACGUAAUUUUUCAAUCAAUACACGUGACCCGAAUGGCAUGAUUGAGAAUCAUUUAUUUCUGGGACACGAUAAGUUCGAGUGCCUGUCGGCGGGAUUUCGCAUCAACGACACCAACGGACGGAGUUUGUUUUCGGUGAACCGGGAUGAGGUCACCAUCGGUGCCCAUUCCCUGCGGAUCGACGGCGAGGGCGGUGCCGUGUUCCGGGAAUCCGUCCAGACGCCACACAUCCGAGCGGAGCCGGGACGCGAACUGAGACUGGAGUCGCCCACCCGCCAAUUGGAGAUGACGGCCGCCAAGGACAUCAAUUUGCAAUCGCGGGCUGGCGGCAUCGAACUGGUGUCCCUCGAAGAUGUCAAGUUCCGAGCCUUGGACGGAAGUCUACGCCUGGAGUCCUCAAAGAUCCUGAUGCCGAAUUUAAGAACCGCCCAGCCACCUAUCAUGGGCACUGCCCAGAGCCGGGACCACAUGCAUCGUGUCUUCCAGCUGUGUGCCUGCUCCAGUGGCAAGCUCUUCCUGGCGGCGCCCCAUUCGAUAUGUGCCGGAGAUGAUUCCACCGUUUGCAGGUGAUUCCCAUCCCCCAGGAUCAGCAGCAGGAGCGAAGGAAGUAAGCCAGCCACCGGUCACCACCAGCCCCCCCCAAAAAAAACACACAUUAAUCGUUAAAUAUCCGCCAUAAACUGCUAUUUGUAACAUAGAUGAGAGGAAAACUUAGUGACAUAUAUACCCUGCAUCCUGCGUUCAUAAUUCUUUAGUAUAUCCUGGACGGAGGAGCUAGACGGGAGGAGUAUCCUCCGUCCGGUAUUCGAAGAACAAAAUCAAGAGCUUCUUAGACACUUGGAUGUUGUGUACUAGACUAACUAAACGAAAAGGCAAUUCAGAGACAUAGGCAUAUCCUUCAUAGACAUAUACCAAAAGAAUAUACACUUAAAAGAUAUAUAUAUAUCAAGGCACAGGCACUCGUAUUACUAUUAUAUGAUAUAAUAUCCGAUUUGUAGAUCGGGGCGGCAAGAAAAUCAGUGUAACUGUACUCAACUUCCUUGUGAAAGUGUGCCUACGAGAG